AUGCCUCGUAUUGAGCACACAUCCAAUCGUGGCUCCUUGUCUGGGAGAGAUGCACAAAAUCUUGACAAAUGGCUUGUUGCUCCCCAAGCUAAGCUUUGUUACCAUGUGUCCCUCGGCACCAUAGACCCUAUUCUAGGAUCCUCUCACAAUACACCAUCAUGGUUCUUAUCAUUUCAAAGGGACUUCUCUAGUUUCUCAUCUGAAGUGCGCACUGGACUUCAAAAUAUUAAAGAAAAAGUUACAUCCCUUGAUCAGCGCAUCACUCACAUUGAGAAGUAUCAGGCUAGAUCUUCUAGGGGAAGUGAUCCUAUGGAUAUUAGCUCCGCCCCCCAAAGUGAGGAUGAUGGUUCUGAUGAAGAAACUGAGGACACUGAAGAAGGUUCUGCAAAAGAAGGCAGCCAGGAGAAAGAAGUAGGAACUAAAGAAGAAGGAAGCCAAGAAGAAGAAGAAGAAGACGAAGGACAAGGAGACAGCUCUGAAGAAGAAGGAUAG
Molecule: messenger RNA, 492 nt
Organism: Malania oleifera
Lineage: Eukaryota; Viridiplantae; Streptophyta; Magnoliopsida; Santalales; Ximeniaceae
Exons: 2
Coding region: 1-492 (163 amino acids)
Source: RefSeq, a predicted model, not a curated record